UAAAGGUCUUUGUAGCACAUCCCAAAACAUUUCAUCACGGCAUUUAAACACAACAGUGAAACUGAUGAUAUUACUAACUCUCGAGGCCUUUAGACUGGUAUAGAGCAUUGGGUAAAAGAGACUUUAACUGCAGAAGAGAAGAGGUAGAGGUGGAAGAAAAGAGGAGGAGAGGAGCGGAGGGGAGGCGCGUGUUAAAGAGACUCUUCUGGAUUAAGUCCCUUACAAGCUGUUUGGUGACUGACACAGAACAGAACAAACACAGAGACAAACCUGCAGGAGUCCACACAUCCAAACAGCCUCAAUACAGAAGAUCAGGACAAAUGAUGUUACUACAGCAUCUGCACUCUUACUGCUUUAGAUGAGCCUCUCCGAAGAGGCAAGAGCAGACGGAUUACAUGUGAAUGCACACGGUCUCUGAACGGCGGAGGAGGCUGAGAAAGACACCGUGAGCAGCAAGAGACAGAUACGAGUGCAAUCCUGUAGACGGACUAAAGAAGAUACAGAUCCAGAAGCUUUAAACAUCAAAUAACUGAAGGAUAAAGCGUAAGCAUUCAUCCAACAAAAAUGCAUCCAGCAAGCUCAAGACCGAGUGAAUGGCUGUUCUCCUCCUUCUUCUUCUGUGCCAUCUGUUUUUCCGUGUGUGCUGGGACAGGAAUGCCGGGUUCAGACUACAACCCUCAUCCUCGUCUGAUCUGCACCCCCAUUCCCGCUGAUGCCGAUCCCGGGUGUUUCCCAACAGCGGGCGGACACCACGGCGGGAACAGCAACGGCUGGUGGGGAAUGUCGGAGGAGGCCAAAGCCACGAUCCUGCACCUGCGGGAGAGUUUGGUGCAGCAGAAGGAAACCAUCCUGGACCAGAGGGAGACCAUCCGAGAGCUCACCGCCAAACUGAACCUGUGCGAGGGCUUGAGCCACACACCCGCACACCUGGCCCAUCACGCCCACCACGCCUACCCCGCGGCCCCCGACACCGGACACCUCGGGCUGGAGCUGGGUCACUACGGCGACGGGGUCGGAGGGCAUCACGGUGGGAGAGCUGCGCUGAGCGAGAAGCACGUGACGGGAGAGAUUCCUUCACCCUCGUCCACGCCGGAGCAGAUGAGCAGGAUGCUGCAGAGCCUGAAAGAACGGCUGGACAACCUGCAGACGAGAAACACCUCCAGCAGCUACUCCAGCUCACUGAAGGACCUCCUGCAGAGGAAGAUCAGCGCUCUGGAGCACCAGAUGCAGCACCAUUCUGCAUCGCUUACCAGCGUUCACACUGACCAUGAGGAGGAGGAGGAGGAUGACGGUCACCGUGACUACAGCCAUCAUGAUGACAGAGACCACGACGGCCAUGACGACCACAGUGAUCACCAUGACGACGAUCACCCCGACGACGAUCACCACGACGACGAUCACCACGACGACAGCCACCAUGACGACAACAGCCAUGACAACGGACACCGAGACAGCAGUCACCAUGACAACAAAGUCUCCGAUCACGGCUUCGAGAGGUUGUCGUAUAACCUACAAGGUCACGGAGAAGCACAGAGUGGAGUCCACAGCAAACUGGACGCGGUUCUCAGUCAACUGCAGCACAGGCUCACUGACCCGGGUUCUAGAAAGAAGAGCAGACCCACGGAAGCUUUCCAGAUCGGCUUCCCCAUGAGGACCAACUACAUGUACGGUCGUGUGAAGCGCACGCUGCUGCACGAGAUCUUCUCCUUCACGCUGUGUCUGUGGAUGAAGGCUGGCAUCGGCCCGGGGCUCGGGACGCCCUUCUCUUACUCCGUGCCCGGACAGGCCAACGAGCUGGUGCUCAUCGAGUGGGGAAACAACCCCAUGGAGCUGCUGGUCGAUGACAGGGCCGUGUCCCUGCCGCUCUCGGUGAGUGAUGGUAAAUGGCACCACGUGUGUGUGACGUGGUCGACGCGGGACGGACUGUGGGAGGCCUAUCAGGACGGAGUGAAGAGAGGCUCAGGAGAAAACCUCUCGCCCUGGCAUCCCAUCAAACCUGGAGGAGUCUUCAUACUGGGACAGGAACAGGACACCCUGGGAGGCCGUUUCGACGCGACGCAGGCGUUCGUUGGUGAAAUCUCAGAUGUUCAGAUGUGGUCUCAUGUUCUCACACCGCAUGACAUCUACAGCCUGGCGUCAUGCGGAGGUCACAUGACCGGUGACAUCAUCGCCUGGGCGGAGUCAGAGGUGGAGCUGCACGGUGGGGUCACCAAAUACCCCUUUGACCCCUGCCAUUAAAGAGAAGGACGAUCCCAUCACAAGCAUCCGAGUGCAGAGUGAUUCCACAUCAGCUUCUGACGACUCCUAACCUGAUUUUAAUGCAAAAUCCAUUCAUUAUCACUUCAAAAAAUAUGGCCUUCUGUUUACAUGAGAAACUUGAAUGACCCCAUGACCUCCAGGAUUUCAGCACGGACCUGUUUUGUAUUGUUUCAGUGUUUUGUGUAGCGAAUAUUUUCUUACUAAACUAUUUUUUUUUUUAUUCUUAUUCUAUGAAUGGCCCUUCAGUGCCAUUCAGUGUUAGAUACAAGUACACGACAUAUUGUCAUAACUUGGAAAGAAACCAUAGAUCAAGAAUAGAAUGUGAAGACAGAAGUGCUAUAAAUGUAGACGUAAAAAAAUAGAAAACUGAAAAACUCGAGGCUCUGCUUGAGCAGAUUGAUUUUCUUUUACUGUAAGAAGAAUCUAAAGAUACAGCGAAACCAAAGAGAAGAGUCGCGCACGCGCUGCUGUUGUGUUUGUACAUGGUUUUUCUAAUUAAGAAAUAAGUAUUUCUUAGGUUUGCCUGUACUUGUCCAUGUUAAAAUGUUUAGCCAACUCACGCUGAGCUAAAUAAGCAGCUAUUCUGAUACUUUUGAUAUGUCUUUAGUUUCAGAUUAAGUGUUGUAGUGUUUUAGCUUAAUCUACUGUUUAAUUUACUGUUAAUUUGUUUAAAAAAAAAUUCCACUAAUGUUUGUGCAUCAGAAUUUAAUAUGCAUUUACUGUUCUCUUUAACUUUUCAUUUGUUUACAGUUUUGAUAGCAGAAAGGCAAUAAAGGGACUGAAUUAA
This is a messenger RNA of Cyprinus carpio (common carp), 3046 nucleotides long. Its product is annotated as neuronal pentraxin-2. NCBI's taxonomy places the organism in Eukaryota, Metazoa, Chordata, Actinopteri, Cypriniformes, Cyprinidae. The record is from RefSeq and is a predicted model, not a curated record.